Odocoileus virginianus texanus is the source of this 4815-nucleotide messenger RNA. Lineage: Eukaryota; Metazoa; Chordata; Mammalia; Artiodactyla; Cervidae. The record is from RefSeq and is a predicted model, not a curated record.
GAUACCUAUGACGGAGUCAAGUUGUACGGCAGAAUCCAACACAACAUGUAAAGCAAUUAGCCUCCAAUUUAAAAUCAAUAUUUCAAAAAGUCGAUUUUUAUGGAAGAGAAGUGGCAUCGCUAUUAAAAUAUUUCUAAAACUACUCUAAGUGUUUUAAGGACAUAAAUCAUUCACAAAGACUGAUAACUUAUUGGAGGCAAUGUACCCAUGGUAACCAUUGUACCUCAAUACCUUGGAUGAGAACCUUUGCUUUAAGGAGUGGUUAGGAGGAGAGUGAAGGGACUCAGAAGUGAACCUUGGAGAAUGGACCCAUGUAAUGGAUGGGAAAGUAGCCAGUAGAUUAAAUGGAUCAAGGACUGGCUGGAUGGACACAGAGAGACAGGUGGAUCGGAUCAUCUUCUGUGUCUUCCUAGAAGUCGACUUCAAAAUCUACAAAAAGAAAAUGGGAGAGUUUUUCCCGGCAGAUGAUAAUAAUGAAGAAGAAGAUGCUGACAUGAAAGAAGAUUCAGAGGGGUUAGAGCCAAAAGACCACUCUCCACCCCACAAGAAGAGCCAAGCAAAGAAGCCAGAAGGCUCCAAAGACUCCAGCGAGGAUGAGAAUGGUCCAGAGGAAAAGCCAAGUGUGGAAGAAAUAGAAGAGCAGAGCCAAGAAGCAGAUGGUACCAGCACCGCUUCGGCGCCCAGCCCUUCUUCAGAGGAAGCAGUUGAAGUCUGUAAAGAUGAAGAUUCUGCAGAGGAUGAUAAUAUAACAAAAGACAGUGAAGCAACAGAUCAUUCUGUGUGUGACCAAGAGCAUCCCAGUGGGCAAGAGAAUGAUUCAACGAAGAAUGAAGUAAAAAUUGAGGCAGAGUCGCAGAGUUCAUACAUGGAAACAGAAGAGCUUUCAUCAAACCAAGAAGAGGCCAUGAUCGUGGAGCACCCAGAAGUGACCCCACUGACAGACGACCAAGAAGAAAGUGAAGGUGAAAAAGUUCAAGGUGGGAACACACCCAGAGAUCCUGUGAAAAGCGAAGGCUCUGGUGAUACAGAGAGCUCUACAAGUCCUGAUGUUGACAUGAAUUGUCAGGUUGACAGUGUAAAUGACCCAACAGAGAGUCAGCAAGAAGAUUAACUAAGGGGCACGCGAUGAAGCAGAGGGACAGUGCAAUGGCAGUGAAUGACAGUCCUCAAGAGUGCAGGCCUCCUGGCCCCUGGGAGCUGCAGGAAGACGCUGGUGCGCACGUGCUGUGCAGGCGGGUGGGGGUGGGGGGAGGCGAGGCCCACCGAAGGACGGGGAACCCUUUGCUCUCAUUUCUCCAGCUGCAUUUUGUUCUGUUUACCCACAGAAAGGAAAAAAAAAGAAAAAAAUAAAAAAAAAAGUUUUCUUUCAUUUGGUGGGGGACCCACGUGAAUGCAACUUUCAGGCGCUAUCCCUGUCGUUUCUGUCUUUUCUUCUCCCAAGUCCGCCCCGGGGUCGCAGUGGCACGUGAAACACACAAGUGUCUUCUGGUCCCUGUCUGCUUUCUCGGUUAUUUCACAAAGCUGGUUGGUACAGUGAUUUCUUCUUCCAAAAAAAGAGAGAGAAGGAAGGUGACUGAUAAGGUGCAUUUGAGGAAACAUUAAACCCUCUAUCAGUAGAAUCCACAGAGGAAGGAGGCAGGACAGAAAGUGGGCAAAACCCUCAGAAAUCGCUUGGGAAAAGGUCAGGAUGAUUGGUUGCAAAUGGUCUUUUAUUCAGGGAUUCCCAAGGUCCAGCACUGUUCCAUGAGGCUCUAAGGAGGAAUAUGAAGGCAGGGUUUAAUCCGGAGCAGACCACAGAGGCAUAACGAGGAAGGCGGAUGGACCCUGGUCUCCUCCUUGAUAACAAGACGGCAAGUGCAGUUCUUGUCUGAUUUUCAGCAGAGCUCACCUGGUUCAGGAAGACUUUAACUGUGUCUUUCCCUCAGGGAGAAGUGAUUCCUUGCGACACAAUUCUAAGGGCACUUUCCUAGGCGUUUUAGUUGAGAGGGAUACUGCUGCAUUUAGAAUCCAAAAAGUUUUCCUUGAACUCUUCAUACAUCUGCUUUCCAUAAAAGGACAUCUUGUUUUUACCCAAGGACUGAUGACCCAGAGAGCAGAUUCUCGUUUGAAUUUGGAGGCAAUUAGAGGCCUUGCUUGCACUUCUGGCUCCCUGGUUUGCAUUUAAAUGGUGUGCUUUGUUCGCGCCAAGUUCAAGACUAAUUUGAUGGCCGUCCUCUCCCCCAGCAGGCAUGGAAGGGAAGCAGCGGGACUAAUAAGCCAAGAUGUCCCUGGUCCAGUGGGCACAAGGGAUUAAGGGUGUGGGAAGACAUCAGAGGUUGUCACAAGCAUCGUCCCAGAGCCAACAGGAUAGAACCGUCAGAAGGCAAGAAGCCUGCCUCCCCGGCUCUAAGAACAGUCUGCUCGUCCCUGUGGAAACUCCCAUUAUUUCUUGCAUAUCUUUUUUUUUUCCCCUGGUUUUUGUUUUUUAAUUUUUUACACAGGUAUGUUGGUUUCUGCCGUACAACAGCAGGAAUCAGCCGUAAUUACACAUAUACCCCUCCCUCUGGCGCCCCCAUCCCCUGCCCCCAUCCAGCCAUCUGGGUCAUCACAGAGGCCAGACUGAGCUCGCUCUACCAUGCUUCCCUUCCGCUGUCCGUUUUGCACACAGUACUGUAUAUAUGUUGAUGACACUUUCUCCAUUUGUCUCCCCCCCUCCAUCUUCUUAAACCCAUCUUCCUUAUGAGGGCUUUAGGGCUUUCCUUAUGUAAGUUAACUGCAUAUUUUUUUCUUAGUAGAGGGAGAAAAGGAAUGGAUCAAAUGAAGCAUUUCUACAAUAAUCAGGGGCUCUGCUUUCUACGUAUUUCAUGGAGGUCUUCAGUUUUGCUCCUUCCUCUAAAGAAAAUUUCACUUUCUUGUCUUCCUAUGAAUUUGGUUUUGGCUUUUCUGAACUUGUUGCCUUAUUUGAUGGCUUAUUUGGUCUCUUGGAAUAAUAAGUUGUAUUUCUACCUGUGUAAUAUGUUUUAACACCCCCUGUUGUUGUUGUUGUGUUGUUGUUUUUAAAGUGGCUCAUCAACCUAGCAGUGACAUUUAAGUGACAUCAUGAUUCGGGAACAGCUGUUUCCCCUCUGCCAUUAUCCCCCAGUUUGAUACAGAAACUAUAUGUGCUCUACUCCCAUUAGACACUGCUUUCUAGAAAACCAAGGAAAAGCCUCAUUUUAACUAAUCCAAGCAAUGAUGCCACGGGAAUACAGACAGCUUCUAUAUUUCACAUCAUCUGCAUGACUUAGCUGACAGGCGCCAUCGUUCUUGUGAAGUGUUGGGUUGGCCAACACGCUCAUUCAGGUUUUCCAUAUGAUGUAACAGAAGAACCUGAACGCACUUCUUGGCCAACCUAGCACUUGACAAGAGCAAUCUACCAGGAGGACAUAUUUCUUGUGACACCCAAGCGUGAGUGCUACUCACGCUGAGUGAUGAGUAACAGUGGAAAACAACGUGAGGUGGCAAGAAGGAUGGGGAUUUUUUUUUUUUUUUAAUGGACAAAGAUCUAAUGUCUCUGGCAGGAGCAGUAGGGAUCAGAAGUGUUUCUGUCCUGGUGUUCCUUUUGAUGUCAAUGACAGCCAUUCAUUCAGUUUUCAAUGUGGGUGGGUAUCAGUGAGAUGAAGGAGUUCUCUGCCUGAAAAUUAUAGAAAAAGAAAAUGGGCUCUGCGUCUGGGACACUGAGUGAGGAGUAAAGACCAUCAACCCUGCUCCCGAAUUGGUUUACACUCCACUUUAUGAUUAGACUGUGUUUUCAUUUUUUCCCUCAUUCUGCUUUUGGGUUGCUGUUUGGCUAGAAGAUUUUAUGCUUUAGAACAAACAAUGAAGCACAUUUCUAUUUCAAUAGUAAAACAUUAAAAAUCGAGCUUUUGGCCACACGGAAGAUACCCACAACGCAGGAAACCUUUAUCUCACUGGUGCUGUCAUUGUACAAACUGUGCAAUGGAAAAUUUGCCAGACUGAUUCAUUCUCCGAACAUGAAUUCUGGACGUCAGUUUCCAACCACACUCAAGCCAGGCUAGAUGACUCAAGGGUUUAUAGGAAGGAGAGUAGGAGGCAAAUAGCCCCUUAUUUAAGUCCUGUUUGCAUACAGAGGAUGGAGGUGGGCUUUCCACAUAAUAGCUCUAUUUAAAAAAGUACUCAUUGUAGGAGAGACAAAGGGUCUGUCCUCUAGCUGGUAACUACUCAAGUGAUGGACAAGCCUUCCUUCACAAAAGCUUACAAAGAAGGCAUCUGAAACACAGUCUGUGACAUUGGGUCACCUAUUAGUCAUCGCAGCUAAUUGUACAUCUUUCUAUGAAACACUGAAAAGCCUCUUUGUGAAUUAAUACAGCUCUGCUUGAUGCACUCGAUUUGAAAUGACAUUUUUCUGUAUGUGGUGCAUGUCAGCUUUGCUUUGAAAAAUAACAAAGUUAGCAGAAUAUGUUCAAUAUAUUUUCUUGGGGAAUAGGGUUUUUAUCAUACAAUUCAUUAAGGAUUUGCCUUACCCUGACAUUUGUGAUAUAAAGGAAAAUCAGAAAAAAAGUAAUUUUCUUGAUCAAGAUAUGUUUUUACUUAAUGCAAAUAAAUGUAGUCUGUUGCUUGCAAGGAAAAAAAAAAUGUCUUCUGAGAUCUGGUAUAAACUGCUAAAUAGAAUAAUACGUGCCUCUUUUGUUAAACCAGCAUUUCAGCACUGGACUGCUUCUGAAUAUGUUUGUUUCUUUUCAUCUGUGCCAUACACUAAGAAACUUAAACAACUGUUGCCUUCAUGCUAUAUUUGUUAGAAUAUGAAUAAAAUUUGUUUGAGAGGAUAAGGUGGAA